Molecule: messenger RNA, 480 nt
Organism: Achroia grisella
Lineage: Eukaryota; Metazoa; Arthropoda; Insecta; Lepidoptera; Pyralidae
Gene: RpS26
Product: small ribosomal subunit protein eS26
Exons: 3
Coding region: 106-453 (115 amino acids)
Biological process (GO): translation
Cellular component (GO): cytosolic small ribosomal subunit; ribosome
Molecular function (GO): structural constituent of ribosome; mRNA binding
Source: RefSeq, a predicted model, not a curated record
UGUUUAUGACAGCCGUAGACGGAAGUUACCUUUUCUGUCAUAGAUUGUCUAUGCUAAUAAAUUCUUUUCCGUCGUUCUUCGUUUACUGAAUCGGAGGUUAGAAACAUGACUCGCAAACGCCGCAAUGGAGGACGUGCCAAGCAUGGCCGUGGCCACGUUAAAGCCGUGAGAUGCACAAACUGCGCUCGGUGCGUGCCAAAGGAUAAGGCUAUCAAGAAAUUCGUUAUUCGUAAUAUUGUAGAAGCGGCCGCAGUCAGAGACAUAAACGAAGCUUCCGUGUAUGCCUCAUUCCAGCUGCCCAAGUUAUAUGCUAAGCUUCACUACUGCGUGUCAUGCGCUAUCCACAGCAAGGUUGUCCGUAACAGGUCCAAGAAGGACAGACGCAUCCGGACGCCACCCAAGAGCACAUUCCCGAGGGACAUGGCUCGUCCCCAGAAUGUGCAAAGGAAGUAAAUUUUAAAAUAAAAUUUAAAAAUCCAA